UCCUCCGGCUCUCCGGCUCUCCAGCGACUCUCGGCUCCUCUCGGCCGCCUCCCGCGCCGCCCGCCCCGGACCCGACCCGCCUCGCCUCUCCGCCCGGACGCCGCGCGGCCGCCCCCGGUUCGGACGGCAGGUGGAGCAGACAGAGAGGGGAGGAUGGCGCCCCGGCCGGCCGUGCUGCUGCUGCUGCUGCUGGCCGCCUGCAGCGCCCAGGAGCUGCCCGCCGGCGGGGUGAACGGCUACAGCCUCCACCCGCCGUACUUCAACCUGGCCGAGGGCACCAAGAUCACCGCCACCGCCACCUGCGGGGAGGACGACGGCGGCCGCCCGCUGCACGACCUGUACUGCAAGCUGGUGGGGGGCCCGGUGUCCGGGGACCCGAGCCAGACCAUCCAGGGUCAGUACUGCGACAUCUGCAGCCAGGGCGACGGCGACCGCGCCCACCCCAUCACCAACGCCAUCGACGGCACGGAGCGCUGGUGGCAGAGCCCGCCGCUGUCCCGCAGCACCGAGUUCAACCAGGUCAACGUCACGCUGGACCUGGGCCAGCUCUUCCACGUCGCCUACGUGUUGAUCAAGUUUGCCAACUCUCCCCGGCCGGACCUGUGGGUGCUGGAGCGGAGCGUGGACUUCGGCCAGACCUUCCAGCCGUGGCAGUACUUCGCCUCCUCGAAGAGAGACUGCAUCGAGCGUUUCGGACAGAGGACCAUCGAGAGAAUCAACAAUGACGACGACGUCGUCUGCACCACCGAAUAUUCCCGGAUCGUCCCGCUGGAGAACGGAGAGAUCGUGGUGUCUUUGGUCAACGGUCGGCCCGGAGCCAUGAACUUCUCCUACUCGCCGGUGUUGAGGGAGUUCACCAAGGCCACCAACAUCAAGCUGCGCUUCCUGAGAACCAACACGCUGCUGGGACACCUGAUGGGCAAGGCGCUGCGCGACCCCACCGUGACCCGCAGGUAUUACUACAGCAUCAAAGACAUCAGCAUCGGAGGGCGCUGUGUGUGUAACGGACACGCCGAGGCCUGCAACGCCAAGGACCCAAACGACCCCUACAAGUUACAGUGCGAUUGCCAGCACAACACCUGUGGAGUGUCAUGUGACCAGUGCUGCCCAGGAUACAACCAGUUACCGUGGAAACCGGCCACCACCUACAGCGCCAAUGAAUGUGAACCCUGUAACUGCCACCGUCACUCCUUCGACUGUUACUACGACUCGGAGGUGGACGAGCGGCGAGGCAGCCUGGACGUCCACGGACACCACCGGGGGGGCGGAGUCUGCCUCAACUGCCAGCACCACACCACCGGAGUGAACUGCGAGCGCUGCAUCCCCACCUACUACCGGUCCCCGGACCACUCCAUGGACUCGCCGCUGGCCUGCUCCGCCUGCGACUGCGAGUCGGAGUUCACCGACGGGACGUGUGAGGAUCUGACCGGGCGCUGCUUCUGCCGGCCCAACUUCACCGGGGACGACUGCCGGUCCUGCGCCAGCGGCUUCGCCGGCUUCCCCGAGUGUUACCCCGUCCCGACGUUUCCCACCAACAACAACCACGGCGAAGCCAAGCCGGCCGGAGAGAUCAUCAACUGCGAGUGCAGCGCGGCGGGGACAGUGGACAACUCGUGCCGGCCGGACCCCCGGACUCGAACCUGCGUCUGUAAGCCGGGGUUCACCGGAGACCACUGCGACACCUGCGCCCCGGGGUUCCACGGACUCAACUGCCAGGCCUGUCAGUGCUCCGGGCCGGGCUGUCUGGACGGGUCAUGUGACCUGGUCACCGGUCACAGUGUGUGUCGGAGCGGUUUCCAAGGUUACCAGUGUGACCAGUGUGCGCCGGGUUACUUCAACUACCCUCUGUGCCAACUGUGCGGCUGCAGCGCCGUCGGCUCGCUGCCCGAAGGCUGCGACGCCUCCGGACGCUGCCUCUGCAGGCCCCAGUUCCAGGGGCCCCGAUGUGAGCAGUGCCGGUCUGGGUUCCACUCCUACCCAGACUGUCAAGAAUGCACCUGUGACGCCCGCACCUCCCUGGACACUUCCUGCACCGCCUCCGGCCACUGCCACUGCCGGCCCAACUACAGCGGGGCGUCAUGUGACCAGUGCGCCCCCGGUUACUACGGUUACCCCGGCUGCACACCCUGCCACUGCUCUGCAGACGGCUCCCGGUACACCAGCUGCGACCAGCUGAGCGGACAGUGUGUGUGUCUGCCCAGCGUGGUCGGCCUGAGGUGUGACAGCUGUGCACACGGCUCCUACGGCUUUCCCAACUGCCAGGCUGGAAGCUGCCAUCCUGCCGGCUCGCUGCAGUCGUCCCUCCAGACGCCGCUGGGUGAGUGUGAGUGUCGCCACCAUGUGGAGGGUCCGGCCUGCGACAGGUGUAAACCUCUGUACUGGAACCUGAACCCCGACAGCCCUGAAGGCUGCUCCAACUGUGAGUGUAACCUGGCCGGGACGGUGAGCGGAGUGGCUGAAUGUGCUCAGGACAGUGGUCAGUGCCACUGUAAGCCCAACACCUGCAGCGGAACCUGCUCCACCUGUAAGGACGGCUUCUACAACCUGCAGGAGAACAACUACUUCGGCUGUCAGGGCUGCCGCUGUGACAUCGGGGGCUCGGCGGGUCAGUCCUGCGGCGAGAGGAGCGGCCAGUGUCGCUGCAGACCCAACGUGGAGGGGCCCAAGUGCAACCUGCCGCGUCCCGAUCACUACUUCCCGGAUCUCCACCACCUGAAGUUUGAGAUCGAGGAGGGAACCAUGCUGGACGGGCGGCCGGUGAGGUUCGGCUACAACCAGCUGGAGUUCCCCGACUUCAGCUGGAGAGGCUACGCCCAGAUGUCACCGAUCCAGUCCAGGGUCUUGGUGUCGGUGUCUGUGGGUUCUCCGGAUCUCUUCCGUGUGGUUCUGCGUUAUGCCAACAGGGGGCGCUCCAGCGUUGUGGGUCGGGUGUGGGUGAUGGAGGACGGCUGGAGCUUCUUCUGUGGGAACUGUUCCGAGCAGUCCAAACAGAUCGUCUUUGCUCCCAGCGAGGAACCGACGUUCCUCAACGUUCCUCAGAACAGCUUCGUGGAGCCGUUCGUGUUGAACCCGGGCAGCUGGACCGUGGUCAUCGAGGCCGAGGGGGUCCUGCUGGAUUACCUGGUUCUGCUGCCCAGCGCCUACUAUGAAGCCCCCAUCCUGCAGAUCAGAGUGACGGAGCCCUGCAGCUACAGCGCCAGCCCCCGGGACGGACACAACUGCCUGUCCUACAGGUCCCUGUCUCUGGACUCCUUCCCCUCCGUCUCUGGAAACGACGCCAGCUGCCGUAACGACAACCACCUGCCGCGCCCCUGCCCCGCCGAGAGGCCGACCCCUCGCCAUCCGGACAUGGCGGUCUGCAGAGGCCACGACAUGAGCGUGGAGCUGCGGCUCCGCCUGCCGUCUCCCGGCGACGCCGUCCUGGUGGUGGAGUACUCCAGCGAGGAAGAACUGCCGCAAACCCUGUCUGUCGCCGUCAACGCGCCGGGAGCCCGGGCGCAGCAGCACCGGCUCACCCUGCUGCACUGCCAGUACAGCUUCCUGUGUCGAGCCGUCGCCGUGGACGAGCAGAGCCGAGUGUCCGUCUUCUCCCUGCAGACCAACACCGAGAUCCAGCUGCUGUCUGAGCACGCCAGCUUCUUCCUGCACAAAGUGUUCGCGGUGCCCAGAGAGCAGUUCAGCAUGGAGCAGGUGAAGCCGCAGGUCCACUGCAUCAGCUCCCACGGACUCUUCGCACCUGACAGCUCGUCCUGCGUCGCCUCGCGCUUCCAGACCCCGUCCGACUCUCUGGUCCUGAAGGAGGGCCAGAGCUCGUCCAUGCAGGAACCCAUCCUGCCGCCGCCCCCGCCGCCGCCCCCCCCGCCGCCCUCCCACCAGCGGGACGAGCCGGUGUGGGUGGGCGGGGACCGGGCGCCGUUCGGGGCGGACAGCGGCGACCACGUGCGGCUGGACUCGGUGCAGAAUGCAGCGGUGUACUCCACCCGGGUCCACGCCCUUGGCCGCUACGUCUUCAUCCUGCACUACCACCAGCCUCUCCACCCCACCUUUCCCGUGCAGGUUUACAUCAACGGAGGAAGAAUCUGGCAGGGCCUCGCCAACGCGUCCUUCUGUCCUCACGCCUCCGGCUGCCGGGACGUCCUGGUCUCGGAGAACCAGAUCAUCCUGGACGUGACGGAUCACGAGCUCUUCCUCACCGUGCAGAUCCCCGCCGGGCGGACGCUGUGGCUGGACUACGUCCUGGUCGUCCCCGAGCGGAGCUACAGCUCCAGCCACCUGAGCGAAGAACCUCUGGACAAAUCCUACGACUUCAUCAGCAGCUGCGGCCAGAACAGCUUCCACAUCGAUCCGGCCUCCGCCUCGCCGUUCUGCCUCGGCUCGGCCGUCUCGCUGUCGGCCUUCUUCAACAACGGCGCCCUGCCGUGCGCCUGCCACGAGGCGGGGGCGGAGAGCGACGCCUGCGAGCAGCUGGGCGGCCGCUGCCGCUGCAGGCCCAACGUGAUUGGCCGGGACUGCUCCAUGUGCGCCACGGGCUUCUGGGGCUUCCCCAACUGCAGGCCCUGUACCUGCGGCGGCGGCCGGCUGUGCGAGCCGGUCACCGGCGACUGCAUCUGCCCGCCCCGGACGCUGCGGCCCGACUGCACGCAGUGCGAGCCGCAGACGUUCGGCUGCCACCCGGUGGUGGGCUGCGAGGUCUGCAACUGCUCCCGGCCCGGCGUCCAAUCCCCCGACAGCAGCUGCGACACGCUCAGCGGACAGUGCCGGUGUAAGAACAACGUGGUCGGCCGACAGUGCGACCGCUGCGCUCCUGGUUUCUACGGUUACCCAAACUGCAGACCAUGUGACUGCAACGAGGCGGGAACGGAGGAGGACGUGUGUGACUCCUUCACGGGACAGUGUGUCUGCAAGGAGAACGUCCAGGGCUCGCGGUGCGAUCAGUGCAGAGUUGGAACGUUCCACCUGGACCCGACCAACCCGAAGGGCUGCACCAGCUGCUUCUGCUUCGGCGCCACGGACCGCUGCCGCAGCUCCGACAAGAGACGCACCGAGAUCAUGAACAUGGAGGGCUGGGUGCUGCUGGGCGCCGACAGACAGGAAGUGCCCGUCACGGUGUACCCGGGUCAGGACCUGGUGGAGGCCGACCUGAGCGACGUGCCCGACGUCUACCAGGACCUCCACUGGCACGCGCCCCGGACCUACCUGGGGGACAAGGUGUCGUCUUACGGAGGUUACCUGAGGUACCGGCUGCACACUCAGACCAUGAGAGGAGACGUGUUGACGCUUCCUGCCGAGGCCUCGAGGCCAGACAUCAUCCUGAAGGGGAACCAGAUGACGCUGGUCUUCCUGGAGAGGGAGUACUCCUCGCCUGAAGACCCCCACCUGGGAAUCGUUCACAUCGUGGAGGGAAGCUUCCGCCACGCCCGGACCGGGAACUCGGUGUCCCGGGAGGAGCUGAUGAUGGUCCUGGUGUCUCUGGAGUCCCUGCAGAUCCGAGCCCUCCACUCGCAGUCGGCGCACUCCGUGUCGCUGCGCGGCGCCGUGCUGGAGGGCGCCGAGGGCCUGCCCAACGGUCGCCAUGCCAACAACGUGGAGAUCUGCAUGUGCCCCGCUAACUACCUGGGAGACUCCUGUCAGAAAUGCGCUCCUGGUUACUACAGAGACACCAUCGGCCUGUUCCUGGGGAAGUGCGUCCCCUGCAACUGUAACGGACACUCGGACCGCUGCCUGGACGGCUCCGGCGUCUGCCUGGACUGCCAGCACCACACGGCGGGGGACCACUGCGAGCGCUGCCGGGGCGGCUUCCUGGGCAACAACAGCCUGGACGGCCAGGCGGUGGCGUGCUCCAGCUGCCCCUGCCCGCUGCGGGCGCCGUCCAACAACUUUGCCGAGGGCUGUGUGGAGAAGAGCGGCAGGAUGCAGUGUCUGUGCAUGCCGGGUUACGCCGGGCCGAACUGUGAGAGGUGCGCUCCCGGUUUCUACGGCAACCCGAUGGUCCUGGGCAGCGGCUGCCAGCCGUGCGACUGCAACGGCAACACGGACCCCAACAUGCUGUUCACCGACUGCCACCCGCUGACCGGCGAGUGUCUGAGCUGCAUGCACGACACGGCGGGGCCGCACUGCCAGCGCUGCGCCCCCGGGUUCUACGGCGACGCCGUGCGGGCCAAGAACUGCAGCCGCUGCGGCUGCUCCCCGUGCGGCGCCGAGGCGUGCGACCCCCGCACCGGAGAGUGCCGCUGCAAGCCGGGAGUCACCGGGCCGCUCUGCGACCGCUGCCAGGACGGCUGGUUCGGCUUCGACUCGUGCGCCGGCUGCCGGCCGUGCGACUGCGGCGCCUCGGCGGCUCUGCUGCAGCCCUGCGACCCGCAGAGCGGACGGUGCGCCUGCCGACCCGGGGUCAACGGGCCCGGCUGCAAGCAGUGCGCCCCGGGGUUCUGGGACUACGGACCCGACGGCUGCAAGAAGUGUGAGUGUAAAGGCGGCCGCUGCGACCCGCGGUCCGGGGAGUGCCGCUGCCCCGACGGCAUGACGGGGAAACAGUGUGACAGCUGCUCGCACAGAUACAGCGUGCCGGUGGACGGCGAGCGGGGCAUGCACUGCGAGAUGUGUGACAGCUGUGUGAUCGUGCUGCUGGAGGACCUGGAUAAGAUGAGCUCAGAAUUCCAGUCGGUGUCUGAUCAGCUGAGCAGCCUGAACUCCAGCUCCAUGGCCUGGACGCAGCUCAGCAGGCUCAACAAGUCUGUGGAGGACAUGGCCCGUGUUGUGGAGAACUACAACAACACGCUGGAGGAGAGUCGGACUCGAGCCGACCUGCUGGAGGCCGAGAUCGGAAACAUCCACGACGACAUCGACGAGCUGCAGAGCAAAGUGGCUGCCAUGAGCGUCCGGGCUGGCGGUCUGCAGGACAGUACCGCCAGCAGCCACCAGAGGGCAGAGGACCUGCUUGGCUUCAUCAACAACGUUACCAUGGAGAUCAGGAACAUGCUGCUGAUGUCGAACCGGUCGUCGGUGAACGAGACGGAGGCGGACCAGGACGAGGACGAGCGCGCCAGGAAGCUGGCGGAGGUGGAGGCCAUGCUGAGGGAGAUGAGGUACCGCAGCUGCGCCGGGCAGAAGAAGGUGGCCGACCGGGAGAAGGCGGAGGCGGAGAAACUGUUGGACCGGGUCAACCAGGAGCUGGCGGGCCGUCAGGGGGAAAACAACGACCUGGCCAAGACCCUGAGGGACCGGCUGAACCGCUUCCACUCUCAGAUGAUGGACCUGCGCGACGCCCUGAACCAGGCGGUCAACAACACGGCCCGGGCCGCCGAGAUCAACAACGCCAACGAGAAGGCCCUGGAGGACAACAACAGGAAGAUCCAGGAGCUGCUGUCCAAGCAGAAGGAGGUGAUGGAGCAGCUGGACAUGGCGGAGGACAACGUGGCUACGGUUAACGACCUGCAGGCCGCGCUGCAGAACUCCAAGGAGGAGUACGAGCACCUGGCGGCGAAGCUGGACGGAGCCAGGACGCCGUUAGCCAAGAAGGUGCAGGACUUCGCCUGGGCCGACUCCAAAAUCCCCCUGGUGGAGGAGGCGGAGAGACACGCCGAGCUGCUCAACGCCUUAGCGAUGAACCUGUCCAGCCUGAUUGCAGAAACCAAGAAAGACGGCUUCAUCGACGUGACUCAGGCUUACAACAAGAUCAUCAACAGCAUCGGCGAGGCGGAGGAGGCCGCCGAGGGAGCCGCCAAGGCCGCCAACGAAACCGUGGAGAACAUGAAGAACCAGAACCUGAGUCAGCUGGCAGACUCGCUGAGGAACCACAGCGUGGAGCUGAAGGACGAGGUGGAGAAGCUGGACGAGGAGCUGAACAACGACCUGAAGCCUCAGCUGGAAGACGCCAAGAGGCGACUGGACGACGCCAAAAACAAGCAAGUCCAGACCAUGAAGGACCUGGAGGCAGUUCAGAACAACCUCAACUCCACCUCAAACGUGACUCAGGACAUCGACGAGGCCAAGCGGAUCGCCGGCCAGGCCAACAGCACCGCCGCGCAGGUCAACGACGCGCUGCGACCCAUCAAGGAGCAGCUGGACAAAUGGCAGCAGACCUACGGCGACGCCAACGCCACCAACGACGACAUCAACAGCGCCCUGAUGGAGGCCAACAACACCGUGCACAAGCUGGGUGAAGCUCUGCCCAAGCUCAUGAAGAAGCUGGACGAGCUGCAGAACCACUCGGCUCAAAUGCCCAACAUCUCAGAAAACAUCAGCCGCAUCCGACAGCUCAUCCAGCAGGCCCGCAACGCUGCCAGCAAGGUGAGCGUGCCGGUGAAGUUUAACGGGAAGUCGGGCGUCCAGGUCCGAACCCCGGCCAACCUGGACGACCUGGCCGCCUACACCUCCCUCAAGUUCUACAUCACCCUGCCGGAGGCGGAGCGGGCGCGGCGGCAGAACGGCCUCGUCAAACAGUUCGUCUUCUACCUCGGCAACAAGGACUCCAGCAAGGAGUUCCUGGGGAUGGCGCUGGAGGGGAAGCGGCUGCGCUGGUACUUCAACGUCGGAGGGGAGACGGCCGAGGUGCUCAUGGCCGAAGACGUCAAGUCCAACGGGAACUUCAACAGCGUGGUGCUGGAGAGGAUCCUGCAGUUCGGUCAGAUGUCCAUGUCGUCUGAAGCCUCUGAGGGCGACCAAAGAGUCACCAAAGCCUACGUGGAGGCUCGAGGCGACCAGGGGCUGCUCAACCUGCUGACCGACGACACCGUCUUCUACGUGGGAGGAUAUCCCAGCACCUUCAAGCCGCCCGCUCCGCUCGCCCUGCCGAACUUCAAAGGCUGCAUCGAGCUGGACACGCUGAACGAGGAGGUGCUCAGCCUGUAUAACUUCGAUCAGAUCUUCCGGCUCAACACCACCGAGGAGAAGCCGUGCGGCAGGUCCAAGCCGGCGCUGACUCAGGCCUGGGUCAACGACGCCGCGUACUUCGACGGCACGGGCUUCGCCGAGAUCACCUUCACGGAGGAGCCGUCCCGCAUGCAGCGCUUCGAACAGGAAGUCAGGCUGCUGUCGCACAAAGGAAUCCUGCUGCUGCUGCAGAGUCAGGACCACUUCCUGUGCCUGGCCGUGCUUCAGGGCAGACUCAAGGUCUUCUACGACUUCAGCGGCUCCCUGAUGGAGCUGGAGCCCAAAGACCCGUCGGAGGACCUGAGGGUCGCCGACGCCGACACCAAAGCUCUGGAGAUCAUAAUCCUGCGCUCCAGCCCGAACCGACUGGUGGUGAGGAACAACCGCGUCACGCUGUACACACAGACGUUCACGGAGAACAUCCCCCCGUUCUCCAGCCGCUACUACCUGGGGGGGGGUCCCGCAGGACAAGCUGCCUGAGAGGUUGAAGCCGACGUUCUCGAACCAGGUGUCCGUUAAGGGCUGCUUCAGGAACGUGAAGGCCCACAACUCACACAUCGACCUGAAGAGGAUGAAGAGCUCCGGCGUCAGCUUCGGCUGCGACAGCGACCUGCUGGU
Molecule: messenger RNA, 9489 nt
Organism: Salarias fasciatus (jewelled blenny)
Lineage: Eukaryota; Metazoa; Chordata; Actinopteri; Blenniiformes; Blenniidae
Gene: lama5
Product: laminin, alpha 5
Biological process (GO): axon guidance; cell adhesion; animal organ morphogenesis
Cellular component (GO): basement membrane
Molecular function (GO): signaling receptor binding; extracellular matrix structural constituent
Source: RefSeq, a predicted model, not a curated record